CAUGUCGACUUGAUUGUUUCACAGUUCGGUAAGCAAAGACCCCUCAUUAACUGAAUUUGGUUGAUUGCUUAUCACUGAUUCACGGGUUGUUCCUCUUUGGUGUCACUCCAAAUAUUUCUUUGAACAACAUCAUCCCUGACCUCGAUUGUCCUCCCUCUUGGACAGCUCUCUUUCGUCCAGACCUCCUCCAGCUUGCGGCGCGCAUUGAGGUCAAAUCGUUAUUCCCAUGCGCCAAUGACUUUACAGACAAACGACCGGUGUACAUCUUAGUUCUUCCUCCUUAUACAAGCUCCUGUCUGGUUCAAGCUUCACAACCUCCAACAUGGGCAACUUGCUCAUCCUCUUGGCCCUCUGUGUGGUCAUGGCCUUGGCUUCCUUCUUCGCCGGCGCACUCCCCCUAUCCCUGAGCCUAUCGCAAUCCCAGCUACGAUUAAUAUCCAGUAUCGGUGUUGGAAUUCUUGUCGGCACAUCCCUUAUCGUCAUUAUCCCCGAAGGCAUUGAAGCGGUCGCGACAACCAAUACCGUCCAGCCGGCGCAUUCGCACAAUGCUGCUGCUGCGAGGCGCAGUCUCAUGGGGGUCGGAGGGAGAUCCCCGUCACAGACAGUCAACUGGCACAUCUCAGGAAACCAUCUGGAAGCCAGGAACGGCAAUGGCGACGAGAUUCCCCAUAUCAAAACACAUAAGGUCGUAACCGCCGAGCAAAUCCUCAAGAACCUCCGCAAGAAGAGGGAUGAAGAACCAAAGGAAGACACAAAGUCCAGCUUCCAAAAGUCCACCAACCCCACCACCGAAAAGCAUGAUGACGAUAACGACCACCACGAGAACGCCCUUCCGACAUUCCAGAUCGGUCUCUCCCUGACCCUCGGCUUCGCCCUCAUGUUCCUCAUCGACCGCCUCCCCCAACACGCCUUCUCUUCGUCCUCCUCCUCGACCCCGCAGACUCGACACAUCUCUCUCGACAACCUCGAGACCUCCUCCAUUUCCGAGUCUGUCCUCGAGGGACGUGAUGGAUCCUCCGAAACCGACGGCUUCCUGUCUUCCUUCCUCAGCCCCUCACCGAAACAAGCUCGCACGCUCGCAACGACGGUGGGACUGGUCAUCCACGCCGCGGCCGACGGCAUUGCGAUGGGGGCCAGCGCCACGACGGAGGAUAUGCGCCUGGGUUUCAUCAUCUUCGUGGCUAUCAUGGUGCACAAAGCCCCGGCGGCUUUUGGGUUGACGUCGGUUUUGCUGAGGCAGGGGCUAUCGAAGCGGGCAGCGAGGGGGCACUUGAUCGUGUUUAGCGCGGCGGCGCCUGUGGGAGCGUUGGUGACGUAUUGUAUUGUUGAGCUGUUCCUAGGUGGGAGUGGUGGAAAGGUGGCCACGGAAGGUAGCGGAGGUGAACAGUGGUGGACGGGCAUGUUGUUGUUGUUCUCUGCGGGGACGUUCUUGUAUGUGGCCAUGCACGCCAUGCAAGAAGAUAGCAACUCCCACGAUCAUCACUCAAGCAGCAACGGAUACGCAGAUGGAAGCAGUUCGCAACAGAGGAGGCAGCCAAAGCCGCUGAGGGACACCAUGUUUACUGUCUUGGGGAUGCUAUUACCGCUUCUCACGCAGUUUGGACAUCAUCAUCAUUGAGCAUGAUAUCAUCCAUCAAAAGUUUGGUGUUUUAUAGUUAUACUUUAUACUUUGUUUGGGUAUGAAAAAGCGAACCAUUUGUCUAUUCACGUUCACAAACAAGCGACGCCCUGAUUAUAUACCUUAUUUGACUAGGGGACUGUUAUCUACGGCUGUGUAUAACGGAGGCUUGUGAGGUCCGUUGAUUGUGCUUGCCAAUUUGUUGUGAUGCUUGUGGCCGGAUUGAAAGAGAAUCACAGUUGAUCAAGCAGCUUGGGGAUGGAAACCAUAUGCUGACAACCCAAGGAGAGCGUGAGAAGGGGGUAUUAAUAAGGGGAAGGACUAGGCACCACACUACACACUACACACUACACACUACACACUACACACUACACACU
Neurospora tetraspora is the source of this 1995-nucleotide messenger RNA. Its product is annotated as Zinc/iron permease. Bases 323 to 1618 code for a protein of 431 amino acids. Gene Ontology annotation, cellular component: membrane. Gene Ontology annotation, molecular function: metal ion transmembrane transporter activity. The transcript has 4 exons. NCBI's taxonomy places the organism in Eukaryota, Fungi, Ascomycota, Sordariomycetes, Sordariales, Sordariaceae. Gene Ontology annotation, biological process: zinc ion transport; transmembrane transport. The record is from RefSeq and is a predicted model, not a curated record.